Helicoverpa armigera (cotton bollworm) is the source of this 3081-nucleotide messenger RNA. It is a transcript of the gene Pka-C3, whose product is annotated as cAMP-dependent protein kinase catalytic subunit 3. The coding region runs from base 464 to 1552 and encodes 362 amino acids. The record is from RefSeq and is a predicted model, not a curated record. Gene Ontology annotation, molecular function: cAMP-dependent protein kinase activity; ATP binding. Gene Ontology annotation, cellular component: cAMP-dependent protein kinase complex; cytosol. NCBI's taxonomy places the organism in Eukaryota, Metazoa, Arthropoda, Insecta, Lepidoptera, Noctuidae. The transcript has 7 exons. Gene Ontology annotation, biological process: signal transduction; peptidyl-serine phosphorylation.
UUGCAGACGAAGUGAUGCUCAAUUAUUUAAAACAUUAUUGUAUGAAGAGCAUCGUCGUGUUUGUCGGUACUAUUGCAGAGUUUGUCAGCGUUUAUUUUAUCGUGGCCGUCUCGUCUCGCGUCUCGAUCGGCAGAGAAGCGAGCGAGGUCGCGCGCUACCCGACUGCCGCCGCCAGUGAGACACAAACCGCUGAGCGAACGGAACGCCUUGCCGACUGUUCCCCGCUGACGCGCGUAUAUCACGAUAACAUAAAUUCUAUUCAAUAUUUUUUAAUAUCGAUUUAAUUACAAACAAAUAUUUUAUUCGGUAAUAAUAGACAUUAUAAAAAUAAAAUAAAUCGAAAUUAACUAAACAACUGCAACUUAAGGCGAUGUUUAUGUUUUUCGGGAAACAAAAAUAUGAACUGAGGAGAUCUUAACUGAGACUUUGAUUUGAGUAAUUGGAUAGUGAGAAACUUUGUAAGAUGAUGAUGGCUAGUGCUAAACUGGUGAGGGAGUGCAGCUCUGAGCUGAGCUCGGACGUGCGCUCGCUGUCCGUGGCGUCCUCCACCGAGGAGCAGGACUCCACCACCACCGACUCCGAGUACACCGAGGAGGAAAAGGAGUACGAGCUGGACGACCUGCAGAUAUUGAAAACCAUUGGUACUGGCACGUUUGGUCGCGUGUGCCUGUGUCGCGACAAAGCUGCUGAUGAGUAUCUGGCAAUGAAGAUAUUGUCCAUGGCUGACGUCAUCCGCCUAAAGCAAGUGGAUCACGUCAUGAACGAAAAGAACAUCCUCGCCGAGAUCAAUCAUCCCUUCAUAGUGAACCUGCGAUGGUGGACGCAUGACGACUCCUGCAUCUAUAUGCUGUUCGACUAUGUCUGUGGUGGAGAGCUCUUCUCCUACCUGAGGAAUGCUGGCAGAUUCAGCAACAGUAUCGGAAACUUCUACGCAUCAGAAAUUGUGUCAGCGUUGGAAUACCUCCAUGCUCGAAACAUUGUCUACCGAGAUUUGAAGCCGGAAAACCUACUGCUUGCCAAAGACGGACAUUUGAAAAUAACGGACUUUGGAUUUGCGAAAAAGCUGACCGACAGAACAUGGACCUUAUGUGGUACCCCAGAGUACCUGGCACCAGAAAUCAUUCAGAGCAAAGGACACAAUAAAGCCGUCGACUGGUGGGCCUUGGGCGUGCUCAUUUACGAGAUGUUAGUGGGUUACCCGCCGUUUUACGACGACAACCCGUUCGGCAUUUACGAGAAGAUCCUGAAUGGUCGCGUGGAGUGGCCGCGACACCUGGAUCCCGUGGCUAAGGACAUCAUCAAGAAACUGCUCGUGCAGGAUAGGACCAAGAGGCUGGGCAAUAUGAAGUGCGGUACCGAAGACGUCAAACGGCACAGAUGGUUCAAGCACAUAGACUGGGCUGACGUCUUCAUGAAGAAGCUUCAGCCACCGAUAAUGCCGGCAGUGUCGUACGAAGGUGACACCUCCAACUUCGACGAGUACCCUGAGACAGACUGGAAGUCAGUCCGCUCACUAGACUCCGACGAACUCAAGCUGUUCGCCAACUUUUGAUGGCCCAAUCCUACACCGUCGGUUUAAAUAAGUUAAUAGGUAAAUAUCGCAAAUGCGAGGAGAACAGGUCGCCCAAAUCAUGAAACUACUUAAACAAAGUAUUUUUUCAUAUUAUAUUUAACACUGUAAGUUAAGUGUAGAUAUGUAUUGUUAGUUAUUGAGGCCAAGAGCGCCGUCGUGUUUGCAGAGUCGAUAGGAAACCGUCCGUAUUUGAGUAGUGUGGAGUGAAUUUGUAUUUAAUAUGUAACCUAUUUGAUUGUUUAAUUGUGUUAAGCCCGCGACUGGCUGGAGCCAAGUAGUCUGAAAAUUCUUUCCUACAUAAGCAAAGGAUUAAUUUAAAAUCGAGUACAUUGCACGGGAUACGAAUUUCGGCAAAAAAUCAUUCCGAAGUUGAGUCAUGCGCUACCUACUUUUCAAACCAAAAUUAGGAACAACAAAUAGGUAUGGAUAUAUGAUAUACAUAGUUAACAUUGAAGACACUAUUUUUAUUGUAAUAAUUACUUUUUUCUUCACUGGAUAAUGAGACUCUUGCCAUGGUCAGAGGCCAUCUUUUUCACAAUCUACAGUGUUAUUGGCUUCGGUCAGCCUUAAAUCUUGAGAAAUAUGCGCAUUUUACAAUUACAUUUUGACAAAAUCAUUCAUCAAUUUUAACAGCUUCUUUUGUUCAUCUAAUUUCAUUGCAUUGUAUGAGAUGGAUUGUCAAACAAAAGUUAUUGUAAACGCGAGCGUGGAAUACUUUGUGUGUGCAUUUAUGAAGAAUGAUUGCAGUAUCUAUAACUAAGUUAUUAGUGGGUUUAUAAAAUCAUAAUCAUUAAUGUAACAAUUACAUUUUCACCCUUAGUUUUUGUGUAUGGACCUAAACCUAUGUAUAUGUAAUGUAUAUGCCUCUGUCAGUCUAUGUAGAGACUUAAUUAGGAAAGUGUAAAUAUUUAUUCAUAAGUUAAUGCAUUACAUUUCCAAUGCUUUCUAGUUCAAAUGUUAGAGUUAAGAAGUAAACUAGGUCGCCAUUAAUGGCAAAUAAAUGUUUGUGAUUUUGAAAGUAUGUCAUAGUAUUUCCUUUAACUUAAUCAAUUAGAAAUGUUAAGAAGUAAUUUAAAUAUUUUAGUUCUGUUUUACGAAUACAUUGUUUAAAUAUGAAUCUUGUAGCGCCAUCUAGUGAGUGAGGUUUAAACUAUAAGUCAACAAUAUUUGCUUUGUUCAUGAAUAGGUAGAUCUAGAUCAUAUGUUUAAAUCUGAGACUUAGUUUUUCUCCUAUUUCAUUCAUACGUUGGUUUUGCCACUGAAAGAAGAUCUCACACAAUUUAUAUUAAUAAAGAAAAGCUAAAGCAUAAAAUGUCACUAUUGUAUUAUCUAUUUAUUGUCAUGUUACUGUUACAUACGGGCCAUACAGUAUUUCUGUGAUCUUUUUAGUCUUGACAAAGAUAACUUAUUGACAUUGUUUACUGUAAAACAAUUGUGUCAUAAAAUCAAUGCAGCCAGUAACUAAAGUAAAUUAUGAAUGUGGUGCUAACUCAAACUGACAUUAGGAA